Messenger RNA from Hydractinia symbiolongicarpus, 2249 nucleotides. RefSeq names its product potassium voltage-gated channel subfamily A member 2-like. Lineage: Eukaryota; Metazoa; Cnidaria; Hydrozoa; Anthoathecata; Hydractiniidae. Gene Ontology annotation, molecular function: delayed rectifier potassium channel activity. The record is from RefSeq and is a predicted model, not a curated record. Gene Ontology annotation, biological process: potassium ion transmembrane transport; protein homooligomerization. The transcript has 4 exons. Gene Ontology annotation, cellular component: membrane; voltage-gated potassium channel complex. The coding region runs from base 172 to 1674 and encodes 500 amino acids.
GACGAAAUAUUAUUUGACAAAUUGUUUUAAAAAGUGUACAGGGAUAAACAACAAAAUAUUGCAGAAGUAUUUCGAAGUUUAUCUAUUUAAGGUUACUUGUUUGCAAAGGCAAUUUUUUAUUGUCUUCUUUAUCCAGAAAAAAGAGAUAAACAAGUCAAAUCAGCGGGAGAAAUGUUUUUCAUACCAAAUGCACCACAAAAUGCCAACAUGGCUCGCAUCAAACAAAGAAAAGGUAAGAAGAUGUCAGAGGAAAAGGAAUCCUUAGUGAACGGACGAUCAUCAAGUAAAUAUUAUGGUAUGGAAGAAAAUAAAAUAGACGAGCUUGUCUAUUUUAAUGUCAGUGGAAGAUCAUUUGCAACCACCAUUCAAACUUUGGAAUUUUUUCCUAAUUCAUUGCUAGGAUGCAAACAAGAAAGGGAUCAACUGCCACGUACAAAAUGUGGAGAGAUAUUUCUAAAUCGACAUGCAGCAGUUUUUGAGAGUAUUCUAACUUUUUACCAAUCAGGUGUCUUUGAAGCUCCAACCAAUGUAAAUCAGAACAUAUUUGUAAGCGAUGUUAUUUAUUACGGACUGCAGCAGGAAGCAGUUGAAUCUGGUCUCAAAGGUUUUGAUAUUGACGAAGUGCCUUUUCCGGAAAAUAAAAUACAGUGCUACUUAUGGAUUUUAUUGGAAUAUCCAGAUUCAUCGUUGUUGGCUCGUGUUGUGUCAAUGUUUUCGUUAACCACAAUUAUCAUAUCAAUUAUAAUAUUUUGUUGGGAAACUUUACCAGCUUACAAAAAACCAGUGAGCCAAUUAUCAGCUUCGAAACAAUUAACUGUGAAAGCUUUAAACGACAUUGAAAUAUUUUGCAUUGCGUAUUUCUCUAUUGAGUUUAUCGUCCGAUUGGUAUGUUCGCCCAGCAAAGGUGCGUUCAUCAAAGAUGUGCUUAAUCUCAUUGAUUUUGUUUCGAUACUACCGUUCUACAUAACGCUUAUUUUUAACAUGGAAGGAAACGUAUCGAUAUACUUUUUGCGUGCUGUUCGUCUAGUGCGUGUUUUCCGUGUAUUCAAGUUAUCGAGGCAUUCGAGUGAAAUGAAGAUUUUGGGGAUAGCUGUAAAAGACAGUGCUAGAGAAUUGGGAGUGUUACUUUUCUUUAUAUUACUUGGUGUGUUAUUAUUUUCAAGUGCUGUGUAUUAUGCGGAAGGAGGAAUGAGCAAAUCUCCACUGCAGAGUAUUCCUGGUGCGUUUUGGUGGAGUAUUGUUACUAUGACAACAGUGGGAUAUGGAGACGAAGUACCACAUUCGACAGCUGGCAGAUUAAUUGGAGCCGUCUGUGCCAUGACUGGAAUCCUUGUCAUUGCGAUGCCUAUUCCAAUCAUCGUAAACAAUUUUACCCGUCAGUACCAAAGACUUAAACCAGUGUCAAGAUUUUGGUUAGAAUUUCAGGAAAGGGAAAAGCAACAACCAGCCAGGAAACAGGUGCUGGGUUUAUUUAAUUUAUGCGAUCUUAACGAGAAUGACUUACUAAUAUCGUCCAAUCCCUGUUGUGGAACUCUUUUAAUGAGAAGAUCCCAUGACGAUGAGCAGAAGGAAACUGAUGAUAGUACAGAAAAACUAAACCUGGAAGAAAAAGUAAUUGUUAUUCAUGAAAUACCACAAAUAAAUAGCAGUAGAGAUAUUGAAACGCAUAUGUAAACACGACAUAUCUCUUCUGUUGCUGGUGCUACCAUACUUCUUGCAUCACUUUCUAGUUCUGUUUAAAAAAAAAAUCUUAACCUUAUUAGACCCGAGGGGGGGGAGGGGUUAUGGCCUUCACGUGAUACUUGAUUAGUGGGUAGUUUCGUCCUAUUCAAAUUAAAAUUGCAAAAAAAAAAAAAAAUUAGCUAUAAACUCAUCACUUCCACUAUGUAUGACGUCAUAGAUGCAGAUCGUUAGUUUUUCUCAAAGUCCGAAAACUACCACCUGUUUUUUGCACUAACUAAUAAAUACCCUUUACAUUUUCCACCAAAUAUUCAAAUUUCAAAUUAAAUAUAAAAAUUUAAAAAACGUCAUUUACCAUAUGAAAAAAAAAAGAAAAAAAAGAAAAGGAAAAUAUUAUAUUAAAAUUUGCCGUGGACCAUUAUGACCUCCCUUCCCUUCCUCUUCCUCCCCCGGGGUUAAUAGGAUUAACUUUUUUAAUCAAUUUUGAGUGCAGUUUGUUCAACUUUUAUUGUAAUUUAAGCAAAUAUUUGCACACAGAUUCGUAAUAUGCAUGAAACAUGACAAAACAA